Caenorhabditis angaria is the source of this 710-nucleotide messenger RNA. The record is from the annotation of a GenBank genome assembly. NCBI's taxonomy places the organism in Eukaryota, Metazoa, Nematoda, Chromadorea, Rhabditida, Rhabditidae.
AUGGCUAAAACAACAACCAAAAAAACCGGUAUUAUUGAUAAAGUUAGUUAGUAGGGGCUUAAUGUACCUUAAUAUAACAAAUACCCUAAAGUUAUGUAUCUAAUAACGUGUAAUUUAACAAAACAACUUUAAUUUGAGGUUCGUUCAAUUGGUCGAAAACAGGCUGUCGGGGUUCGCGGAACAUUAUUAUGUGGUGAAAAUGCUGUGAAAAAUGGAACUGUGAAAUUGUGGGAUAAUGAUAUGUGUAAGUUAUACAGUAUUUGUAAACAUCAAAAGUUAAACAUUGUUUUCAGUGGAUCCUGAUGAUUUGAUGGCUGAAAUAAGUGUAUCGGAAGAUGGAAGUUUCGAGAUUUCUGGAUAUGCCGUUUCCAUUACAAACCUUGAUCCACAACUUCGAAUCUAUCAUCAUUGUUUGACUUCAGGAUGUCGUAGAAAGGUCAAAUUCACUGUUCCGAAAAGUUAUAUCAAUGAUGGAAAAAAUGUGAGUUUUAUUUCUACUUUUCGAAAGAAAUACCAAUAUGAAAAGCUAGGAGAAUAAUUCUAAAAAUCCUCUUGACUUGUUCUCAAGUAUUUUCUUCCUACUCUAAUUGAUGUUUUUAUGUAAUUUAAUUGUUCUAUUUAUAUAAUAGGUGACAAAAUGGUUCAACAUUGGCACUAUAAAUAUGGAGAUUGGUUUCAAAAACAAAGAAUCAUCGCAUUGUAUUGAAUAA